This is a messenger RNA of Corythoichthys intestinalis (scribbled pipefish), 2215 nucleotides long. Its product is annotated as gastrula zinc finger protein XlCGF52.1-like. The record is from RefSeq and is a predicted model, not a curated record. Lineage: Eukaryota; Metazoa; Chordata; Actinopteri; Syngnathiformes; Syngnathidae. The coding region runs from base 446 to 1639 and encodes 397 amino acids. The transcript has 2 exons.
GCUGAGUGGAAGUCGCAUUGCUUACUGUUGAAGCUUUGCAGGCUGACGUAACUUAAUUUCGUUUUGUUUAGCCUAGCUCGCUAGCCAAGACACGGUUACGCAUUUCGAUUGCUUUACCUUUAUGCCAGUUGUAUUUUUUUAGGGGGAGUCUCAUACGGGGCGCCGUUUGUAAAACAGCACAUGCCGCUACACGUCACUUCCGCUCAUUAAUAUUUAUGACGUUAGCUUGUGUGGCUUUGGUGUUAGCUAAGGCGGGACAAGCUCUUGUUUGUCCCUAAGAGGAAAUGAUUAGGAGUUGUGUACCAAGGAGACGUUUACAGAGCUAAACCUACCAAUUCUGUCCGAAAAUGAUGUCCCUGGAUCCAAAUUCACAGUGUCCACUAUUAAAGAGCUUCUUCACCCUCCGAAGCGUGAUCCCCUCCACGUUAAACAGGAGGAGUCAGAUAUGCCGUACAUCAAACAGGAGGCUGAGCCAGAGACCCCUAGAGUGGAACAGGAAGAUGAAAUCCGCAAGUUACCAAAGACUGUCAGUGUGAAGAGUGAAGAAGACGAAGGUUGGCGCCAAGAGAGCGGAGCGGCAAAACCUUCGAGCGACAACUCAUUUCAACACCUGACAACAAAAGUAGAGGGACGAUCGCAACCUGACGGUUUGUUAGCGCCGCUGUCAGACAGUGACAGCGUAACGUCACACUCUUCUGACUUUAACACUGAUGAGGAGGUUAAAGACUUUGACCAAAAUCCUUCAAAAUCCUUAAACAAGUCAUCAUUGAAAAGAGACACAAAAGCGGUUGGGAGACCUUUUACCUGCUCACUUUGUGAUAAAACAUAUUCUCAGAAAUAUCCCUUACAAAGACACAUGCAUACACACACCGGGGAGAAGCCUUUUGUCUGCACAGUUUGUGGUCAAACAUUCAUCGAGAAAAGAGAUUUAAACGAUCACACAAGAACACACACUGGAGAGAGGCCCUUUCCCUGCUCAAUUUGCCAUAAAAGAUUCACUCGAAAAAGACUACUAAACGAUCACACCAAAACACACACUGGAGAGAAACAUUUUGCGUGCUCACUUUGUGAUAAAAGGUACUUCAAAAAGGCAGAUUUAAAGAGUCACACGAGAACACACACUGGAGAGAAACCUUUUGCUUGCACUCUUUGCGAUCAAAGAUUCUGUCAAAUGGUACAGUUAACAACACACAUGAGUACACACACUGGGGAAAAGCCUUUUCUCUGCGCACUUUGUGGUAAAAGAUUCACCCUGAAGGCACAAUUAACACGUCACAUAAGUGCGCACACUGGGGAAAAGCCUUUCGCCUGCUUAUUUUGCGAUAAAAGAUUUCGUCUGAAGCAUCAGUUAACAAGACACACACAUACACAUACACACACUGGAGAAAAGCCUUUUCUCUGCACAAGUUGUGGUAAAAGAUUCCUCGAGAAAAGAGAUUUAAGCAUUCACACAAGAACACACACUGGGGAGAAGCCUUUUGUCUGCACAUUUUGUGGUAAACAAUUCACUGUGAAGGGAAGUUUAAACAAACACACAAUGACACACACUGGAGAGAAGCCUUUCGCCUGCACUCUUUGCGAUAAAAGAUUUGGCCGUAAGCAACAGUUAACAACACACACGCGUACACACACCAAGUGAAAAGGCUUUUCUCUGCACACCUUUUGGUAAAAGACACACUUAAUUUACUUAGGCCUACUGCUUUUCACAAUUUGACUUGUGAUUGUUCACAGUACUUCUUUUUGUUGCUAAGUGUCCAAUUUCCAAACUUUAUCUGAAUAGUUUCAGGGUAGUUAUCUUUAUUUUCUUGUGCAUUGUAAUAAUUUGAAAUCUGCUUCAUUGUAGAAUUACUGGACCUUUUAAGCUUUACUAUCAAAUGUUUUUGUUCAUUACUGACUUCUUUUUGUAAACUGUGUUAAGCGCUCUGUUCUGUAAAUAUGGGUUGUAUAUAUUAGGGGUGUGACAAAAUAUCGAAAUGGUGAUCUAUAGUGAUACUUUGUAUCCCAAAAGGUUAUCUAUAUGUUCCUGCCAAGAAUCGAGAUAUCGUUUUACAAAGGUGUCAAUGCCUAAAAUAAAAAUAAAAAAGGAACGAACAAGAUGCUACCAAAAUCUUCCAUCAUAAUAAUGUCUCAGUUACAGAGGGGCAAAUGUAUUUAGUCAAUCACCAAUUGUGCAUGUUCUCCUACUUGAAAAGAUUAGAGAGGCCUGGAAUAGUCA